This is a messenger RNA of Rhizopus microsporus ATCC 52813, 1114 nucleotides long. RefSeq lists its product as uncharacterized. The record is from RefSeq and is a predicted model, not a curated record. Bases 179 to 736 code for a protein of 185 amino acids. NCBI's taxonomy places the organism in Eukaryota, Fungi, Mucoromycota, Mucoromycetes, Mucorales, Rhizopodaceae. The transcript has 2 exons.
CUCCGAACCUGCAUUGAGAUGUAGUUGUCUUCAGGCUUGUACUUUAUUUGUAUCUUGUGAAAGGGGUCAAAACUGGCUCUAUAACAAUCAACAAGCAGCGUCGUUUAUUGCACUGGCUCUGCUAGAUCAAAGUCGUUAUGUUGUUUCAGAAGCCUGUCGAUUGUUUACGAUACUAUUGAUGAUCAAGAGUCCUGUCAGUGAUGUUUUGGACCCUUCAGCUCAGAUCAAGUCCAUCCUGUCUGUUCAUACCAACCCUUCUCAGGUCACAGCAGCCCUUGAGUUUUGCUGGUCGAUUAUCAGUCAAAAGGACCCGAUCACUCUUGAUUAUUUGCAUCGUACACAGCUGUUAUUCCCUACAAUACCACUGCUCUGUUCUGCUCAUAGAAUGAUUCGGGCCAGAGUGAUUGAAAUCCUGUCUGUCCUGUUCUCUUGGGACCCAGAUCCAAUCCAGACUUUGGGAUUAAGAAAUGUGCAGAAGAGUCCGAUCGAUGGCGUGUACCGCAUCAUGCUGGAUUUAGGUAAAGAGAUGUUGAUGGCUCAAGACGGCUCGCUGGACCAAGUCAUGACGGGCGUCAGCUUACUCGAGACAUCUAUCGAGCUGCUAAAAAGAAUGGAUUCGCCCGAUACCCAAGAGAUGGUACAAUUGAUUGUCACGUUGAUAGAUAUUUGUUUAAACCGAUACGUUUCAAUGACAGAAGGCAGACAUGUAAGACUUCUACUCUUCAUAGAACAGUAAACUUACAACCUCAUCAGAUACAAUCUCUGUUGAAAACGCCCCGUAUGAAAAACAACGUACUUCAGCUCUGUCUGAGAAUACUCCAUGCGCUUAUUCUCAUACGACCUAUCCUUCUAGAGGUAAGAAGAAACGAGUGAGAAAAACUCGUUUUAAUACCUAUUAGGAUAAGCAUCUUGUUCAAAGCAUCCUUACUGUGCUUCAGUGCACAGAUGCUUAUAUGGAUCAGCGCGUGAUGAAAUCAGAACUAGACUUACUACAAGCAUCAUUUCCUUAUCUAACCUGUAAGCUUCAGGUAAUCCAGCUAGUGAUCGAUGUGAUGAACAGAGACGAGAUGGAUGUCAAAGGCAUGUCUCUUGUACUAGACACCUUUGAUGUCUU